Messenger RNA from Colletotrichum truncatum, 180 nucleotides. RefSeq lists its product as uncharacterized. Lineage: Eukaryota; Fungi; Ascomycota; Sordariomycetes; Glomerellales; Glomerellaceae. The record is from RefSeq and is a predicted model, not a curated record.
AUGAUUAGGAUAGUGGUCGCGGCCGAAGGGAUAUCAGGGUGGGCCGACUUGACACCCAGACCGAUACCGACGGCGAUGGCAGCGGCGAUGAUAAUCUGGACCGCGGAACCAGGCUCGAUGACCGGAUGCCACCAAGGCUUCUUCUCGUGCACCGACUCUCCCGACGUGACGGAGGCCUGA